Messenger RNA from Alternaria burnsii, 849 nucleotides. Its product is annotated as nad-binding protein. Lineage: Eukaryota; Fungi; Ascomycota; Dothideomycetes; Pleosporales; Pleosporaceae. The record is from RefSeq and is a predicted model, not a curated record. The transcript is spliced from 2 exons. The coding region runs from base 1 to 849 and encodes 282 amino acids. Gene Ontology annotation, molecular function: oxidoreductase activity.
AUGACGAGGCCGUUAGAAGAUAAACUUGCGAUAAUCACCGGCGCAUCACGGGGGUUCGGUGCUGCCUUAGCACGUCAUCUGGCUUCCAAGGGAGCCAGUAUCGUCAUCAACUACGCUUCAGAGUCAUCCAGUGUGCUCGCAACUACUCUAUCCCAAGAGAUAGAACAUCAGCAUUCCGUCCGGGCAUUGCCAGUAAGGGUGGACAUUACUACGCCUAACGGCCCAACCCAACUGAUCGACGCGGUAAGAUCAGCUUUCGACAACGGCGAUGGGUUUCGGAUCGAUAUACUAGUAAAUAAUGCAGGCAUUGUUAACCCAGCGCCAAUGGGUUCAGUCGCCUUGUCAGACUUCGAAGCAACCUUCGCAUUAAACGCGCGCGCACCGUUAUUUAUCUUACAGGCUGCACUACCAUAUCUGCCCCAUGAUAGAUCAGGUCGUGUGAUCAAUGUCUCCAGCAUAACGACUUCGAUGGGCUUUUGGUGGCAAUCUUGCUACGCUGGUACUAAAGGCGCUCUUGAAGCAAUGACACGGGUAUGGGCACGAGAGCUCGCCGAACGCUGCACAGUCAACUCCAUCAAUCCGGGUGCAAUGGCUACUGGCAUGUAUACGGGUCUACCGAAGGAGAUGUUGGAGAAGGUCUGGUCGCUCAACUACAUGGCGCCACUGGCUGCGACGAGAGAGGGUAUCGACUCGGAAGAUACCAUUGCUGCAGCGAAGGACAUGGGUGGGAGGCCGGCAUAUCUAGAUGAGGUUGCAGGAGUUGUCGGCUUACUGUGUAUGCCUGAGGCUGGGUGGAUCACGGGACAAGUGAUUGGUACCAAUGGUGGUGGUGUGAUGACCAAAGGGUAG